Molecule: messenger RNA, 2723 nt
Organism: Ipomoea nil (Japanese morning glory)
Lineage: Eukaryota; Viridiplantae; Streptophyta; Magnoliopsida; Solanales; Convolvulaceae
Exons: 3
Coding region: 408-2225 (605 amino acids)
Source: RefSeq, a predicted model, not a curated record
UCAUACUUACAUAUAUGCCGCUGAACAUAGAUCUUAUGUUCACGCCAGCUAUGAUUUCGCUGAAGUUUAUUAAUUUUUUUUUUAAGGUUUUUGCUGCACAAUUAUGUUUGUAUUUGAUUAGGGAUUUCACGGUAAACUCUGUGAGGUUUAUCAUCAGUCCUAAUCUCUUUGAGGUUCUAUGUUUUAGAGAACUGAUCUAUUCUCGAUUUGUGUUAUAAACUCACAAUUUCAUUAGCUAUUUUAAUUCAUUGUGAAUUUCUAUAUAACACCGAAAAUUAAUUUACACUGCCAAUUCUGUUACUUUCAGACAUGUAAUUGUUGCUUUGCUGAAUGAUAUUUGGGGUAUGAAUGUUCAGUUGCAUACGGGUUUGAUGCUUUGGAUAAUGGAAUUUGUUUUUGAAUUGUAAAUGCUGGUGUUAACAGGGAAGACCAUGGCUUCUAAGAAGGGCAAUAGAAAGGGCUUUGGGGAGUCUGCUUCAAAAAGCACACUCAAGAAAACCCCCAAGUCUUUGAAGGUCAAAGAGAAAAUUGUGAAAGAAUCUUUGCCUAAGAAAUCUGCUCAAGGCAAAGAAGGUGAGAGCAGCUCACAAGUCAAAGACAGGAAGGAGAAUAGAGGGCAGGGGAUUAAAGAUGACAAGAAGGUCAGUGAUCAAAGUCAAAGAGCUGAGAAACGACCUAAUACACAAGCUGGGAAUAAAAACGAGCGGCAUAUGGAUGAAAAGCUUAAAAAAUUGAAGAAAAGGGGCCAGCAGUCCACUGUGAACAAUGGUGGGAAAGAUAGAAAGGAGAAUGUAAGGGAGGAGAUCAAAGAUGUCAAGAAGGUUAGUGGUCAAAGUCAAAGAACUGAGAAGCAUCAAAGUAAGCAAUCUGGUAGCAGAUAUGAGCGACAAAUAGAUGACAAGCGUAGAGAGUUGAAGAGAAGAGACCAACGUUCCACUGAGGGCCUUGGUGGAAUGAUCUUUAUGUGUAGUGGGAAGACUAAACCAGAUUGUUUCCACUAUCGAGUAAUGGGUAUUACUGUGAAUAAACAAGAUGUCGUGAUGCGAAUCAAACCUGGUCUUAAGCUAUUCCUCUAUGAUUUUGAUCUCAAGCUCUUGUAUGGAGUAUAUGAAGCAUCAUCAACUGGUGGAAUGAAACUUGAACCGGCAGCCUUUGGUGGGGGAUUUCCUGCUCAGGUCCGAUUCACAGUUAUUGAGGAUUGCCUUCCCCUGCCGGAAAGUGUUUUUAAAAAAGCUAUCAAGGAUAAUUACGAUGAGAAGAAGCACAAAUUCAAGACUGAUUUAUCAGUUGCACAAGUGAAACAGUUGAUGAAGUUGUUUAGGCCUACACCAUGGUUGCAUGCAACAUCCAAAUCUUCUCUUCCAGAAUCCGUGCCAGAGUCUGUUAUUCACCACACAUCGGCAGGGAGUUUGCCUGGUGAUGAAUUCCAGCAACAAGUGUAUAGAGAACCUUACAUUAUUAGCAAUGGUGCUGAACCUUUACCAAUUAGUCAUGAGAGGUCACUCUUGACUAACCGCCACAUCACCCCGCGUAAUGAUGCACCCUCUUCUUCACUUUUUCUCACUGAAAAAGAAUAUAGAAGCUAUGGUCUUCAACAAAGGAGACAGCUUGUGCCAACUGACUCUACUGCUGAUAUUGAUCAUCUAUUGGAUCGUUAUCGACCUAAUGAAGGGUUGGAGCAAUCUCUGAGGAACCCUGCUCUUGUAAGUGGUCGUGCUUCAUCAUUGCCACGGAAUGAAGCUGGUUUGCCUGAUCCUUAUUUCCUCAAUGAAAAGGAGUACAGAAAUUAUGGCCUUAAGGGUUAUCAGGAAAUGACCACUACUGUACAGCCUUCUCUAGAAACUGACACUACAAUGACUUCCACCAUCAAUCCUGGGGUACAAGACCAUGCCUCAUACAGUUGUAAUCCCUACAAUGACAGUACCGCAUCACUUGUUAAUCGGUAUCUUUCUUUGCCAAUGAGACUGCCCGAGCCCUUGGAACCUUAUUCUCUGACGGGAAGAGAGUCUUACAUAACUGAGUCAAACUACACAAGGGAGACAGGAGGCCAUCCCGGUAGAGUGACUGCCGAGAGGGAGAGGGAGAGUCGCCAUUCACCAUAUCUUACCUAUGCACCUUCAGACCUCAGCCAAAGAUACCAAUAUCCUGACAACGACCCUGACUAUUCAUCCAAUCCAGUAUUACUCCGCCAGUCCUACGCAGGUCCUUCUGCAUCACGCUACUGAACCUCAAUUGCAUCUCUUGGGUAUCAUGUUCCUGCCAGAUCCCAGUUAUGCUUAUACUUCCCUGGCUAAGAUGCUGAUUCAAUGAAAUCUGGCUCUAUUUAAAACAUGUGAGAAGUUUGACAUUCUGCAACACAUGCUUUCCCACUCUGAAAAUCUGGGUAGGCAGACAUCUUUGCUAGGGAGUAGCAACUAAGGUACACAGACGCUUGGAGGAAAUGAAUGGUUGGCAUGAUAUAGGAAUGCCUGAAGUUCCCAAAAGGUCUUUAUUUCAGAUCAUUGCUGAUCCCAAAGAGAUUAUCAGCAAGGGAUGUUUCUAUUUCUAAGAAGUUGCAGUGGUAAAAGAUGGCAUCAAUUGUACAAUAACUGGUUGAUCCACAACUGUAUGGCAUCAGCUGUUUUUCUCAUUUAUGUGUAACUCAAUAUGCUCCUGACUGUUUAUUAUCCUGUCCUAUUUUAUAUUCCAUUUUUACUAGUAUUAAUUGGCUAAUAUUCUUUUUU